Messenger RNA from Benincasa hispida (wax gourd), 1217 nucleotides. RefSeq names its product thylakoid lumenal protein (Mog1/PsbP/DUF1795-like photosystem II reaction center PsbP family protein). The record is from RefSeq and is a predicted model, not a curated record. Lineage: Eukaryota; Viridiplantae; Streptophyta; Magnoliopsida; Cucurbitales; Cucurbitaceae. Gene Ontology annotation, molecular function: calcium ion binding. Gene Ontology annotation, biological process: photosynthesis. Gene Ontology annotation, cellular component: photosystem II oxygen evolving complex; photosystem II; extrinsic component of membrane.
CUAAAGUUCAGUGCUCCACAUCCACACAAAAUUCAAACCACCAAAUCCCUUUCAAUUUCUACGCUCUUCCACCUCCAUCUCCUACCAUUAUCAUUCCUCCAUUCUACAAUUCGUCUCCAGAAAUCAUCGUUUCUGGUUUCGAAUGGGAACCACAUUGUUUACCAUUAACCCAUUUUUCUCCUUCUGUCACCAACCGAACCUUCCUUCUCCCCUUCUUCAUCCCAACUCUUUUCUCCCUAAACCGGUUUCCGCCGUCCAUGGUGGCCAACAGGAAAACCCCAACUUGUCUCCCACGCUGAAUCGGAGAUGGGUUUUGGUGUCCGGUGUUUCUUUGCUUUCUUCUGCGGCUUUGGGGCUGCCUAAGGACUGUUUGGCUGCGGUUAAGCAAGGCCUUCUUGCAGGGAGGAUUCCUGGGUUGUCUGAACCAGAUGAACAGGGUUGGAGGACAUAUCGUAGACCCGACGAGAAGUCCGGUGGGCAUGGAGUUGGAUGGAGUCCUAUUAUUCCUUAUGCCUUUUCAGUUCCACAAGAUUGGGAAGAGGUUCCUGUGUCCAUUGCUGAUCUAGGUGGAACAGAAAUUGAUCUCAGAUUCGGAAGCUCAAAGGAAGGUCGACUGUUUGUUAUCGUUGCACCUGUUCGUCGAUUUUCUGAUGUUAUCGGCGAGGAUGCAACCAUUGAAAUGGUUGGACCUCCAGAGAAAGUAAUCAAUGCAUUCGGCCCGGAAGUGAUUGGAGAAAAUGUAGAAGGAAAGGUAAUCAGCAUGAGCGUGGCAGAGCAUUCUGGAAGAACAUAUUAUCAGUUUGAAUUGGAGCCUCCUCAUGUUAUAAUCACAGCGACAGCGGCCGGAAAUCGCCUCUACCUAUUCAGUGUAACAGCAAAUGGUCUUCAAUGGAAGAGACAUUACAGCGACUUGAAAAGGAUAGCGGAUUCCUUUCGUGUUGUGUGAUGAAAUUGUUUCGAAACUAGUUGGAGUAUGCAUACAUAGUGUGAUUUACAGAACAACAGUUGGUCAAAGCCUUGUGAUGGGUUCCUUUAUGGCGUUAAAGCCUUGAGGUUUUUGUUUAAUUAGUUGCCUUGCAUUAUCAUAUGUUUAUACUUCUUCUAUUUGAUGGCAAACACAUGGCUCUGAUAUACUGAGUUGUAGUUUGUAUCUACCUGAGAGAAUUAAUAUCAUCAUGUAAAGUGAUUGAAAUUGAAGGGUUGAUAAAAAUUUAUAA